Messenger RNA from Brassica rapa (field mustard), 2136 nucleotides. RefSeq names its product agamous-like MADS-box protein AGL30. NCBI's taxonomy places the organism in Eukaryota, Viridiplantae, Streptophyta, Magnoliopsida, Brassicales, Brassicaceae. The record is from RefSeq and is a predicted model, not a curated record. Gene Ontology annotation, molecular function: DNA-binding transcription factor activity, RNA polymerase II-specific; protein dimerization activity; cis-regulatory region sequence-specific DNA binding. Gene Ontology annotation, biological process: positive regulation of transcription by RNA polymerase II.
UAAACGCUGGAUUGAGGGUAAAAUGGUAAAUAGCAGUGAAACGAUGCCGUUUUGAAGCAAUUAUAUAGCAUUGAACGACGACGUGUCUCGGGAAUUUAAUUCCUUUACAAAACAUUGAACGAGGUCGUUGUAAAGGAAAUUUUUAGUUUUAUCUUUCGGUAAUAAUAACAGUAAGAUAACAUUGACACGGCGUCGUUUUAGCGAAUGAUGGUAAUAAGAAACAGUUAGGUAACUCUUAAAACGACGCCGUUUCGGAGAAUUUUUUAAUUUAUCUGUCUUCGUCGUCUUCUCCAAUGGGUGAUCCCUAUUCUCAAGCAGCUCUAUCAGAAGACCGUUAUUUUCGGAGAGUCUCAUGUAAUCGUCUUCUUCUCUGUCUCUCUCUCUGCCUCUGGUUUUGAUUCUACCUUUCGAAGUUUUUUUUUAUUUCUCGAGAGAGGUCCUUUUAAAGAUCUCCCUCAUGGUUAGUAUCUGCUUGGCGUUUAAAUUUGCUUCUUUAGGAUGGGAAGGGUAAAACUGAAGAUAAAGAAGUUAGAGAACACAAACGGACGCCAAGCAACGUUUGCUAAAAGGAAAAAUGGGAUCUUAAAAAAGGCUAAUGAGCUAUCUAUUCUUUGUGACAUUGAUCUUAUUCUUCUUAUGUUUUCUCCUGGCGGCAAAGCCUCGCUAUGUUGCGGUAGACGGAGUAGCAUUGAAGAGGUGAUUUCUAAGUUUUCUCAAGUAACACCGGAGGAAAGAACAAAAAAGAAGGUUGAGAGUCUUGAAGUAAGUUGUUUCACACUAUCAAGUUUGGUUCCACUUCUUGAGAUGCUUUUUGUUUGGUCACUGAUUCAACUGUGUGUUUUAAAAGCUCAGACCUUGAAGAAAACGUUCUUAAAGUUGGAUCACACUGUAAAUAUACGAGAACUUAUAGCCUCAAGUAAUUCAACAACAGAGGACUUGAGUACUCAAGCAAGUAUCCUGCAAGGUAGGAUAUCUGAGAUACAUGGAAGAUUAAGUUAUUGGACAGAAGUCGAUAAGAUAAACAACGUUGACCACUUGGGACAGCUUGAAAUUUCCAUCAGGCAGUCCCUUGAUCAAUUGCGUGCGCAUAAGGAACAUUUGGGACAGCAGCAGCAGCAACAAGCAAUGCAAAUCGAAAACGCAAACUUUGUUAAAGAUUGGUCUACCUGCUCAUUGCAAGAUGGGAUUGAGAUUCCUUUAGAACAACAGCUUCAAUCCAUGUCAUGGGUACUUAAUAGCGACAACACAACCAACAUUAUCACCGAGGAACACAAUCCAAUCCCAAAACGGGAAGUGGAGUGCUCUGCGAGUUCUUCAUUUGGGAGCUAUCCAGGCUACUUUGGAACAGGGAAAUCUUCAGAAACAAGCUUUCUUGAUGAACUAAACACUACCAACGGAGACAUCAAACCGCAGCUAUGCACUAAUAAUAACAUUAUCCCAUACAAUCCUAAUAUUAUGCAGAAUGAUAUUAAGCACCACCAAACGUAUCCUCCUCCUCCUCUUCCUCAUCCUCCGGUUUUCAACCUUCCAGUGAACCAGAGAGAGUAUCAUAUGAAUGGAUUCUUCGAAGCACCACCACAACCACAUGGAACUUCUGCUUACAACAAUAACAACAACCAGGCAAGGUUUGGUUCUAGCAGCAACUCCUUGCCUUGCUCAAUCUCCAUGUUGGACGAAUACUUGUUUUCUCAGAUGCAGCAACCGAACUGAGAGAGCGAUUCGAUGAAUGAUGAUAGAACAUCUCAUUGAAGAAGUCACCAUUUUUUUUUUCAGCAGAACCAGCAAGAACUAAAACAAAACACUUGCAGGUUUCUGAAUUGGUUCCAAGAUGAAGCAAAAACCAGUGGUGAACUCUGGUAGAUUGCAACCCCCACACAAAUACGUUGUUAUAUCUUCAAUAGAUGUUUUGGUGUUGAUUUUUUUUUUAUCCGGCAGAUAUGUUUUUAGUGUGUAUGUGUCUUUGGAGGCUGUCAAAGUAACGCCAUGACGGCCAAAGAUGAUGAGAAAACUCUCUAUUCUUCUUCCCUUCCCUACAAAACUAUAGCUGUAUCUUUCUUUCUUUCUUUUUUCAUUCUUUGUAAUACAAAAACAAACAAUGUUUAUUAAUUAAUUUAAACAAGAAGCAUUUAUAUGUAC